Molecule: messenger RNA, 1440 nt
Organism: Indicator indicator
Lineage: Eukaryota; Metazoa; Chordata; Aves; Piciformes; Indicatoridae
Gene: PTGER4
Product: prostaglandin E receptor 4
Exons: 2
Coding region: 16-1440 (474 amino acids)
Biological process (GO): negative regulation of inflammatory response; adenylate cyclase-activating G protein-coupled receptor signaling pathway; positive regulation of cytosolic calcium ion concentration
Cellular component (GO): plasma membrane
Molecular function (GO): prostaglandin E receptor activity
Source: RefSeq, a predicted model, not a curated record
GGCAGCGUGGGCAUCAUGUCUUUCAACCCCACUAUCAUGCCACCUGCGAACGUCUCUGCCAACGGGACUGCCAGUGGGGCCGAGGGCGGGAAGCCCCCCACUAUCCCCACCGUCAUGUUCAUCUUCGGCGUGGUGGGCAACCUCAUAGCCAUUGUGGUGCUCUGCAAGUCUAGGAAGGAGCAGAAGGAAACCACUUUCUACACGCUGGUCUGUGGGCUGGCGGUCACUGAUCUGUUGGGGACCUGUUUGGUGAGUCCAGUCACUAUUGCCACUUACCUGCAGAACCGCUGGCCAGGAGGACCAGCGCUGUGUGAGUACAGCUCCUUCAUCCUCCUCUUCUUUGGACUUUCUGGCCUCAGCAUUAUCUGUGCUAUGUCUAUAGAGAGGUACCUGGCCAUCAAUCAUGCCUAUUUCUACAACCAUUAUGUAGACAAGAAGCUGGCAGGGCUCACGCUCUUUGCCAUCUAUGCUUCUAAUGUGCUGUUCUGCGCCCUCCCCAGUAUGGGGCUUGGCAAGUCUACCUUGCAGUACCCUUACACUUGGUGUUUCAUAGACUGGCGAGCAAAGGAGGCCACCCAUGCAGCAUAUUCCUACAUGUAUGCCGGCUUCAGCUCCUUCCUGAUCAUGGUCACCGUGAUCUGCAAUAUCCUGGUGUGCGUGGCUCUCAUUCGCAUGCACCGCCAAUUCAUGCGACGCACAUCCUUGGGGACAGACACUACCUCCAGCCGCUUAUCUGACUUUCGCAGACGCCGGAGCUUCCGUCGGAUGGCCGGAGCAGAAAUCCAGAUGGUUAUUCUGCUCAUUGCCACUUCCCUGGUGGUGGUCAUCUGCUCCAUUCCUCUGGUGGUCCGUGUCUUCGUGAACCAGCUCUACCAGCCAGAAUCGGUGAGGGAUGUGAGGCAAAACCCUGAUCUGCAAGCCAUCCGCAUUGCCUCAGUGAACCCUAUUUUAGACCCAUGGGUCUACAUUCUCCUCCGCAAGACUGUACUCAGCAAAGCCAUUGAGAAGAUCAAAUGCCUCUUCUGCCGCAUUGGAGGGGCUCGGAGACAGCACUCAGGGGGCAAUUUCAACUGUGUGGAUGGUCGCAGAACCUCCUCCGGUAUGUCAAGUCAGUCACCCUCCUUCAUCUCCCGUGAGCUAAGGGAGAUCAGCAGCACUUCACAAACACUGCUCUAUCCUCCAGAGUUAAGUGAAAGCAGUGUUGGGGGUCGUGUGCUGCUUCCAGGCCCCAGUGCUAGCUUGGCUCAGUCUGACACCACAUCAGUAAGGACACUGCGUAGCUCGGAGACCUCAGACUCCUCACAGGGACAGGACUCGGAGAGCGUCUGCCUGGUGAAUGAAAUCAGGUCUGGUGGUGGGGCCAGCUCCACACCCAAGGGCAGCCCCCUCCAGGUCACCUUUCCCACAGAGACACUGAAUUUAUCUGAAAAGUGUAUAUAG